UCAGGAAUAGUGUGAAACCUCAAUGGUUAAUGCAGGAAGAAAUGCUUGUAGUUUCGAUUUCAGUUCUAUUUAUUUUCACUUGCUUUUUGACUGGCUAUAAUACCCUGUUUGCUUUUCAGCUCCUAAGAAGAACGGUUAGUUUUCUGAGGAGCCAGCUGAGGAGGAAACACAAGCAGCGAAUAAAGGCAACUGAGAACGUGCAGAGCCCCUGCCAGGUGACCAUGGCAUCUGAAUCUACCAUGAAGUCCCCCAUUUGUUUAGUGGAAAACUGGAAUGAGCAACUGACAGUGAAUUCAGAAGCCUUGAGGAUUCUUGAAAAGAUAUGUCAACCUGUGGUCGUGGUGGCCAUUGUAGGGACAUAUCGUACGGGGAAAUCCUACCUCAUGAAUCAACUUGCAGGACAGAACCAUGGCUUCCCCCUGGGAUCUACAGUGAGGGCUGAGACCAAGGGCAUCUGGAUGUGGUGUGUGCCCCACCCCAGCAAGCCAAACCACACCCUGGUCCUCCUGGACACUGAGGGCCUGGGAGAUGUGGAAAAGGGUGACCCUAAGAAUGACUCCUGGAUCUUUGCCCUGGCUGUGCUUCUCAGCAGCACAUUUGUCUACAACAGCAUGGGCAUCAUCGACCAACAUGCCCUGGAACAGCUACACUAUGUGACUGAACUAACACAUCUAAUCAGGGCAAAAUCUGACCCCACACCAGAUGAAGUAGAGGACUCGUCUGAGUUUGUAAGUUUCUUUCCAGACUUUGUUUGGACUGUUCGAGAUUUCACACUGGAACUGAUGUUGGAUGGACACCCCAUCACAGAAGAUGAGUACCUGGAGAAUGCUUUGAAGCUGAUUUCAGGAAACAAUAAAAAAAUCCAAAAAUCCAAUAACUCUAGAGAGAGAAUCAGAUGUUUCUUUCCAAAACGAAAGUGUUUUGUCUUUGACCGGCCUACAAAUGACAGAAGCCUGUUAUCUCACAUUGAUAAAGUUCCACAAAACCAGCUGGAAAAGAAUUUUCAGGUGCAAUCAAAGAACUUCUGUUCCUAUGUUUUCACCAAUGCGAAGACCAAGACCCUGAGAGGGGGAAUCAUUGUCACUGGAAAUCGUGAGUUUCUGUUGUCCCAGUGCGUGUCUCUGGGGGGUUCACUAUGUAUGAUAACACUGUGAUUCUUUUGUGAGUUUGUCAGUAAUUCUGUUUGCUUUUGUAAGAAAUGUGGAGAAGCAGGCAUUCAUGCCACACUCAGAAAUGCAUUUUCCUAGCCACUAGACCACCAGGGAGCCUUAUAGUUGAUAAAGGGGCUAAAAGCAUGCAAUGGAGGAAGGAUAACAUCUUCAACAAAUGGUGCUGGGAAAACUGGAAAU
Molecule: messenger RNA, 1349 nt
Organism: Marmota flaviventris (yellow-bellied marmot)
Lineage: Eukaryota; Metazoa; Chordata; Mammalia; Rodentia; Sciuridae
Source: RefSeq, a predicted model, not a curated record